This is a messenger RNA of [Torrubiella] hemipterigena, 1713 nucleotides long. The record is from the annotation of a GenBank genome assembly. Lineage: Eukaryota; Fungi; Ascomycota; Sordariomycetes; Hypocreales; Clavicipitaceae.
AUGCACUUGCUUACGCUGGCAACAACUCUUUCUAUGACAGCAUCUUGCUGCGCUGCCCAAUGCCCAGAUACCAUUGACAAGCUAAACAAGACGCUCCACGGCCGUAUCCAGCGUAACGAACCCUUUGCUCUACCUUGCUUCUCCUCCUUCGAAGGCCAGCCUAUUGCCCGAGAUGAGAAUGCAUGUGCUGAACGACAGGCCAAUUAUCAGGAUCCGCUGUACCGUCACCAGUUCCCAGGUGCCUACAUGUACGACUGGGUCCCUAUCAACCUCUCCGAUUCUACCGCUACCGAUCAGUGUUUGCUCGAUCCCAGCAACCUUAACAAUUCGCAAGCUUGGCAAGGCCGCGAUUGUAAACUUGGUAAUUUGCCGUCGUAUUACCUCGAUGUCCAAUCAGAACAGGAUGUAUCUUUGGUAUUCCAGCAUGCACAAAAGCACAAGCUCCCCUUAUCCAUUAAAAACAGCGGACACACUAUGGAAGGCGAUUCUUCGUCACCAAGUUCACUCGUUCUUUGGACUCAGCAUCUGAAGAAGAUGGAGCACCAUGAUUCCUUUGUUCUCGACGGUUGUGAUAGCAACGAACCUGUACAGAGAGCCAUCACGACAGGGGCUGGCGUCUCAUGCGGCGAAGUGUACAAAUUUGCAGAGCAAAACAGUGCCAUGAUUGUCUGCGGCUACUCUCCCAGUGUUGGUAUCUCGGGUGGCUGGGUGCAGAAUGGUGGCCAUUCGAUCGUGAGCAACGUGUAUGGUUUAGGCGUCGACCGAGUCCUGCAAUUCAAGGUCGUCACACCAGAUGGCAAGACUUACAUUGCAAACAAAUGCCAAAAUACCGACCUCUUCUGGGCUCUACGUGGUGGAGGUGGAGGUACUUUUGGCGUCGUCAUGGAAUCGACGCACCAAGUAGAGCCAGCUGCUCCAAUUUCUGUUGCUGCAAUCCACGUACCAUCAACCAACGAGGCUGUGGGUAAAUUUAUGGAUAAGCUUGUCGAUACAGCAGUACCUUUGGCUAAGGCUGGAUGGGGUGGACACAUCUACGGAAACAUGAUUAUUUAUGUUAACCCACUGUUCACCUCUCAGCAGGAUGCCCGAGCGUCUAUAAAAGACAUCGAAGACUUUGCUCUAGCCAAUGGAGGCAGCUCUAACAUUACUGUCUCGCCGACAUUCUAUUCCUUUUUCCAAGACUAUGUGCUCUCCACAAGUUACAGUGUUGGAAAAUUGACUAUGAUUGGUACUCAACUUACACCAGUAAAGCUCUUUUCAGACGAAAGUGCAAAGGCUGACUUGAAGUCUUUCUUUUACUCGGAAAUCGCUAAAGGAAAUUAUCCCUACAUCCCCGUCGACAGCCCGUACAUUUUCCAACGCAAAGAUGCUGAUGCCACAUCCACCAACCCAGCAUGGUACUCAACAUUGUGGGAAGUUGGCAUCAGCGCUUCCUUUGCCUGGAACGGCACCUUUGAAGAGCGCAAGGCGGCCGUGGAUGGGUUCAAACAAGGAACCAAACAGUUGCAGAAAGUAACGCUUGGUGGCGCUGCAUACAAGAAUGAAGCAGAUCCCUUGACACCCAAUUGGAGAGAGGUCUGGUAUGGCGUUCACUAUGACCGUCUAGUUUCUAUUAAGGAAAAGUACGAUCCGAACAAGCUCCUCAAGUGCUGGGGCUGUAUCGGUUGGACCGACGAAGACGCCCGCGAAUCUAGUCUCCGAGCUUUUAUUUAA